Doryrhamphus excisus (bluestripe pipefish) is the source of this 1771-nucleotide messenger RNA. Its product is annotated as cdc42 effector protein 2. NCBI's taxonomy places the organism in Eukaryota, Metazoa, Chordata, Actinopteri, Syngnathiformes, Syngnathidae. Gene Ontology annotation, biological process: regulation of cell shape; positive regulation of pseudopodium assembly; positive regulation of actin filament polymerization. Gene Ontology annotation, cellular component: plasma membrane; cytoskeleton; cytoplasm. Gene Ontology annotation, molecular function: small GTPase binding. The record is from RefSeq and is a predicted model, not a curated record.
ACACGCCCCCUCCUUGCUGAUCCACUUUGCUGGUCCAGGCACGGAGAGACUUCACUUCUGGUCUCAGCGCUAAGAGGUUUACGUCCAGGUGGACUCUUUCUUGUCACGGAAGAACUGCUUGACCGCGGAAGCAACAUUUUCAUUUUUAAAAGAAAGGAAGUAAAAAAAAAAAAAAGAAAGGAUGACGUUGGAGCGACGCGUUACUUUAGUCUGCUCUUGAAGAAGUGGUGUGCCAUGUUGGACACGGCCGAGGUGUCUCUGACGGAGGUCAAGGUCUUCCUCAGGAGUCGCAUGUCAGCGUGAGCCCCGCCCCCCCUCCUGACCAACAUUCUCUUGUGUGGGCCGUCCUGGGUGUGGAAGCAUCAUCUUACCAUUACCUGUGCACGCCGCGGUGGUCGUGUUUCCGGCUGCGUCUGAGCGCGGCCGAGGUGUCCGGCGGCAAGGAGCCCCGCAGGAUGCCCGUUAAGACGCCCAUCUACUUGAAGACCACCACGCCCAAGAAAGGCAAGAAGCUGAAGCUGCGCGACAUCCUGUCAGGAGACAUGAUCAGCCCGCCGCUGGGCGACAUGCGCCAUAGCGCACACGUGGGGCCGGAGGGGGAGGCGGACAUGUUUGGGGAUGUGGACUUCCUGCGGGGAAAGAUGGAUAUGCUUCCCUCUGCGGCACGGGCCAACAACGGAGACGUGCGCUCACACAGCGUGGACAGACAGCUGGAGGCCGCCGCGGCCGCCAAGCAGGACUCGGACAGGCACGACUACUCCUACAACGGCUUCCACUACGAGCACUCGUCCUCCGGCUUGUUGAAGUCCACCAUCUCCAUGCCCGUCUUUGUCACCCACGAACAAGCCCCGCCUAAACCCCCCCGCCUGCACCUGGAUGACCCCGCCCAGCGCCACCCGCAGCCCGUGGAGGUCAACCACAAGCAGCACCCCACGUUGUCACACCGCUCUGCAGCCAAGCCAUGCCUGGACGUCUCCGUCUCACCCGCCGUCCGUAGGAUGGUCCCCUACUCGGGCUCCUUCUCAGAGGCAUCCUCAGAGGAGUCCAUGUCAGACGCCUGCGGACCCCUGGAUGCCCAACAAGGCCUCAGUCUGGACUCUGACGCCGGCCUGAGCAAUGAGGAUCUGAGGAGUGAUCGCAGCGAUUCGCCGUGCGGUCACUUCCGCCUCGUUGCCUCCAACAUCCCACGCUCAGAAUCGAUGGUGGGUCUAGACCUGGACCUGGGCCCCUCCAUCAUGGAGGACGUGCUGAGGAUCAUGGACCGCUACAACAACGUGGACCAGCGUUGUGAGUUGUGAGGAACAUGCCAGGCGGCGAUGAGGCGGAGACGGCGUUCCAACGUAAUGACAGACUGAGCGGAAGGGAUGUUUUGGACGAGUGUUGGGAGGCGACAGGCUGGUCCUCAGGCGCCUUUUUCACAGCAACAUCUAAUCACCGUUAGACGACAGCAGCCAUGUUGUCACCGUCAACAAGCUGUCAACACUUGUAGAUAACAUGUCUCACAACAUUGUCAUUAGCUCAUGAUUUUUUUUUUACAAAUCAUUUCUGCAGUCAAGUUAAAAUAAGUUGUUCUGUAAACAUGAACUGUUAUUUCUCUCUAUUCUGUCCAUAUCGGCAUCAAGAAUGCUUAUUCUUGUUUCAUCUGACCGACUGAAGUAUAAAAUGAUUAUUAUUCAAUUCAAACUAUAUUUAGAGCUCUCGUGGUCCUGUCAAUGUUCAAUGUCACUACUGUGCUGUAUUCAUGUCAAUAAAUGUUCCACUACAAAGAAAA